This is a messenger RNA of Capsella rubella, 2600 nucleotides long. RefSeq names its product phosphate transporter PHO1 homolog 7. The record is from RefSeq and is a predicted model, not a curated record. NCBI's taxonomy places the organism in Eukaryota, Viridiplantae, Streptophyta, Magnoliopsida, Brassicales, Brassicaceae. Gene Ontology annotation, cellular component: cytoplasm; plasma membrane; Golgi apparatus. Gene Ontology annotation, biological process: phosphate ion transport; cellular response to phosphate starvation. Gene Ontology annotation, molecular function: inositol hexakisphosphate binding.
GAGACUCGUUUUUGCAUGGUUGUCAAAUUCUUAUAGUCCACCCUUUGUUCUUCUCACGCUUUCUACUCUCUUGCUUCUCCUAGGGCCCCUAGCUAUUAGCUUUUCAUAGGCUUCUUUUUUUUGUCUUCUCAACAGCCAAAUUUUCACUGAGGUAAAUCUCAAAAAGAGGUUUUGGUUGGAUCUGGAUUCUUGAGUUUUAAAGAGAAGUCCAGGGAAAUUGAGAGAAGACACAAAAUAUGAAGUUUGGGAAAGAUUUUGUAAGGCAGAUGAUUCCAGAAUGGCAACAAGCUUACCUGGAUUACGCUGGUCUCAAAACCAUUCUUCAAGAAAUCAAAACUUCACGAAAAAGAUUAGAGAGACCAGGUGGCUUGAAACGCAAGCUAUCUGCUAGCCGCAACUUCAGCAGCCUCACAAAGCGGUAUAGCCGCAACUCCUCGUCUUGGGAACCCGAUGUUCAGGACAUUCUGGUGUACGCAACGACUGGGGAUGAUGGGUUCGAGAGAUACGAGACAACCAUCUUGGAAGUUGCAGAGGCAGGGAGAGAGUCAGAGCUUGUGUUCUUCAAUGCCCUAGAUCUCGAGUUCGAUAAAGUAAACCAUUUUUACCGGUCUAAAGUGGAGGAAAUGGUGAAGGAGGCCGUGGUUUUGAACAAACAAAUGGAUGCCUUCAUUGCUUUCAGAAUCAAAGUUGAACGACCUUCUUCUUCUUGGACCUGCUCUGAAACAGUAUCUGUCGAUAUGAAUGCCUUGGGUUCUAAGGAACAGAGGAAGACAUUAGCUGAUGAGAUGGGAAUCAAAGUAGAGGGAAAUGAAUCCAAUGGUGAAGAGAGUGUACCAGAAGUGUUAAGUGUUCUUGACCGUAUCAAACUGAACAAAACUCAGGAAACUCCUCUUUCCACGAUUAAAACGAUUAAAAACGUCCUCAAGCUCUCUAACCAAGACGAGCUCAAAUUCACAAGAGAGAAUCUCAAGAAAAUAGAAGCACGGCUUAAGAAUGUCUUCAUUGUGUUCUAUCGCAAGCUUCGACAUCUCAAGAAUUACAGUUUCUUGAACACAUUGGCGAUUUCAAAGAUCAUGAAGAAGUAUGAUAAGAUUGCUUCAAGAAGUGGAGCAAAAUCAUACAUGGAGAUGGUAGACAAGUCCUACCUCACUUGCUCUGAUGAGAUCAACAAGCUUAUGUUAAGAGUUGAGUCUACCUUCGUCGAGCAUUUCACCGGUUUGAAUCGAAGCAAAGGAAUGAGUCUCUUAAGACCAAAAGUGAAAAAAGAAAAACAUCGAAUAACGUUUUCUACUGGCUUUUUCGUCGGUUGCACUGUCUCUCUAGUGGUUGCUCUCGUCAUGUUCACCCAUGCUCGUGAUUUAGUGGGCGCAGUUGGACAUAAACUCUACAUGGAGACAAUGUUCCCUCUAUACAGUUUCUUUGCAUUUGUGGUUCUGCACAUGAUCAUGUAUGCUUCAAACAUAUACUUUUGGAAGAAAUAUCGAGUAAAUUACCCGUUUAUAUUCGGAUUCAAAGAAGGAACAGAGCUUGGUUACAGACAUGUUCUGCUUCUAAGCUUUGGUCUCGGUACACUUGCUCUCUGCGCUGUUCUAAUAAACCUUGACAUGGAGAUGGAUCCUUACACUAAUGACUACAAGACCAUUACUGAACUUCUUCCCCUUUUUAUUGUAGCUCUAGUGAUAGCUAUUUUUUUCUGUCCCUUCAACAUUUUUUAUCGGUCAAGCCGAGUCUUCUUCCUCAUGGUUGUAUUCCGCUGCAUAGCUGCGCCACUCUACAAGGUUAAUCUUCCAGAUUUUUUCUUGGCAGACCAAUUAACAAGUCAGGUUCAAGCACUGAGGAGUCUGGAGUUUUACAUAUGUUACUAUGGUUGGGGAGACUUUAGCCACAGACAAAACACUUGCAAAUCAAGCGAAGUAUACAGCACAUUCUACUUCAUUGUCGCUGUGAUUCCUUACUGGUCACGUUUCCUUCAGUGUGUUCGAAGAUUGAUAGAAGAGAAAGAUUCAAGCCAAGGCUAUAAUGCUCUCAAGUAUUUAUUAACCGUUGUCGCUGUAUGCUUGAGAACAGCUUAUAGCUUUAACAGAGCUGGAAACAUCUGGAAAAUUGCUGCAUGGGUUUUCUCGGCAUUGGCAACUUUUUACGGCACAUAUUGGGACAUUGUUUUUGACUGGGGAUUGCUUCACAACCCAUCUAAAUAUUGGUUGAGAGAGAAGCUUCUCGUUCCUCACAAAGCCGUCUACUACGUUGCAAUGGUCUUAAACAUUGUGUUGCGGUUGGCGUGGUUGCAGACCGUGCUGGAUUUCAAUUUCAAGUUCUUACAUCGCGAAACUAUGGUUGCCCUUCUUGCUGCUCUUGAGAUCAUACGCCGUGGUAUCUGGAAUUUCUUUAGGUUGGAGAAUGAGCAUUUGAACAACGUAGGAAAGUUCAGAGCAUUCAAAUCAGUUCCGCUACCAUUCAACUAUGACGAAGAGGAUGAUCGAGAUAGUUAAUUCUUAGAUUCGAUCUAAUCAACGUUUUUCCACAAGAGUGGAUUUCCAAUUUUGUUUAGGGCUUGCUUGUAAACAAUAAAGAGAAGGAAAUGAACACGAUGAGGCUUCGGA